CUCAACUCAAUCGAAUCUCAACUUCAACUCUCCUCUCCUCAAUCUUGACAAUUGUACUCUAUCCUGUACAAUUACACAAUUACUACAAUCCCCAAUCAAACUUGUACUGUACUCAUACUCUUGAUACGGGCCUGUACUGUCGCUACACAAUAUUGCGCCUCUUCCCAGGAAUCAAGCCUAGAGGACCUACCUAGAGACACACAGAGACAUACACCAGCCAUACAUACACCCAUACACCACACACCCCGGCGCCUUUUCAGCUGGCCUUGCCUUGCCUCGCCUUGCCUGCCUUGCCAAUCUCAUCUCCAAAGCUUGCCCUGUCACUCCCAAGACUCAUCCGAUCUUGUCCUCGUCCUUCCCUCUCAAACUCAUCCACUUACACACACACACCCACUGACUACCUUUGUCUCAACUCUGAUACUACUCCUACUACUUUUAUACUUAUCCCCUUAUUAUCCAUCUGUGGCGGAGGGUAUUGCAUUGCAUUGGCACCAGUCCCUAUACUGAUUACACUAUAUCGGCCUGCUCCAACAAAGUGGCUUGCAACGAAUACACACACGCACUCCCCCAUCACGACCCCAAACAAAACAAAAACCGACACAUACACACAUUCCCCAAACAAACCCUCACCAGCAACCCCAUCGGCCGGAACUAGAAACGACAUCCGCACCGUUGCGCCAACCUGUACCACCACCCACGCCGCGCCUGCCUCGUCUCGCAAUUGGCAACCCCGAGCUCUCCACCAGGGGAGCCAGACAAUGAAGCGUUGAGCCCAUCUACCUAGUUCGGAUGCCCCUCAAGAAGCGCGACCUACACCCAUCCAACCACACCCACCCGCAGCAUUGGCUCUCAUGGAGUCCUCCGACCCAGGAUCCGCUUCUACCACGGCCCCAACAGCGCUCAUGAGGAACAACAACAUCCCCGACUCCGCGCCGCCGCAGCCGCCACCGCUGCUCGCGGCCAGCACACCCCCCACUCCCGACCAAUCGACCGCGCGCCCAUUGAAGCGCAGCCGCAUCGACUCAUCGCCCAAUUCCGCCACUGUCGGCGCCAUCGCCGACGCAGGCCUCACCGCCUCUCCACUCGCCAAGUCGCCACGCUUCGGCACGAGCGUGUCGCCGCGAGCCUCGCCUGGUGCGGCGGCCAUCGACGACGAGCGCGAGCGCCUCCGACGAUCGGAGGCGGCGAAGAAAGCGCCUGGAGAGAACCCAGGCCAUAAAGUUAUAUCAGCGCUCAUCUCCGGAUCAGGCGGGCGCCAGGACGCGCCAGCAGCGACGACGACGAUGAGCGAAGGGAUGGAGGUAGCGGCGAAUGCGAUCUCGAUCCCGAGCCCGCUGCACUUUGAGGAUAAAUCACAGAACAGCCCUGCGAGCGUGACGAGUCUCGGGAGCAUGGCAAGCACGGCGCAGACGGCUACGGCGAGCACGACGGGGAUUACGAGUCCGUCGAAUAUGAUGAAUAAUCCGGGAGAAGGAGGGGAGCAUCGGGAUAAUGGCGCGAAUGGUGGCGGCGAGCCGCAGAGCGAUAAGCCGUCAGCACGCGCAUUCACAUUCCCCGGCAACGCACUCGCGCGCCCCGAAGGCCUGCGCGACCCCAUGCGCGGCCUCUCCCUCCCAAUGUCCGGUCUAAACCCGCGCUCGCCCUCACAUAAGAAACAUAAAUGCCCGUACUGCGACACGGAGUUCACGCGCCACCAUAACCUCAAAUCCCACCUCCUCACGCACAGCCAGGAGAAGCCGUACGUCUGUAACACGUGCCAGAUGCGCUUCCGCCGACUACACGAUCUUAAGCGGCACAGCAAACUUCAUACCGGCGAACGACCCCAUAUCUGCCCCAAGUGCGAUCGCAAGUUCGCGCGCGGCGACGCGCUGGCGCGGCACGCGAAGGGGCAGGGGGGGUGUGCGGGUCGCAGGGCGAGUAUGGGCAGUUUUGGCGGCGAUGAGGAGUAUGACGACUCGCAUAUGGGAGAGGAUGGAGGGAUGGAGGGGGUGCUGUAUGCGGAGCCCGUGGAGGGGGAUGUGGAUGAGGGGGAGGAGGAGAGGAGGUAUAGUUUACCGAGUAUUAAGGCGCAGCAUGUUGAUGGCAGCGGUGGCGGUGGUGGUGGGGGAGGGCAGGAUCCGUAUGCGCCACUCAUGAGGAACGCGCCGAAUACUUAUCCGCCUCCUGGACCGCGACGGGGGCAGUCGGGACCGACGUCUUUUCAUCACCUGGCGCAGGGGGAACAUGGGAGUGGUAGUACGGCGGGGUCGACGGUGCAGAGUUCAAUGGGGGGUGUGAGUUCACAUACGACUAUGUCUACUGCGCCUAGCACUGGGAGUGUCGCCGGGACCAAUAAUAACGGCAACAAUAACAACCCCAUGCUCUUCGCACAAACACCCAUGACCGAAUCCCCGAAACCAAUCAGCCCAGGCGCUAUGUCCUCCCUCCAACUCGGCCAUGACCCGGCAUCUAUCGCCGGAUCGUCGUUGAACCGCCAGCGCUCACCUAGUCUUGCUACGCAGGUCCAGCAGAGGGAUUUUGGACGCAGACAACAGCAGGGGGAGAGGAUGGGAUCGACGGGGGGACAGGGACCGAAAUUACCUGCGCUUAGUGGGUUGGCGCCGCCGGAGGCGAGGUUUAUGGUUCCUAGCCAAGCGGGCGCCAACGGCACAUCCACUUCUACCUCCUCCUCUACUGCGGGAUUCCGUGGACAGCCAGGAAUGCAGCAACAGCAGCAGCAAGGAGGUCCGGACGCGAGUAACAACCUCUUCUCCUCUGAACGCGGGGUGUGGACGUAUAUACAGUCUCUUGAAGAAAAGGUUGAUCGGCUCACGGAGCGCGUGGUGGGGAUGGAGGGGGUGGAGAGGCGGCAGGAGGAGAGGAUUAGGAAGUUGGUGGAGGAGGUGGAGGGGUUGAGGGGGGCGGGGAGGCCGGGGUUGAAUAGGACGGGGCGGAACAACAAAACCACACCAGGGGACGAGGAAAAGGACAAUCUGGACUGGACGGAUUACUUCGUCGGCCUGACGGGGGAACUUGGCGGUGCGCCGUACGAACCGAGAGCUCCUACCGAGUACACGACUGCUUCUCCUCCUACGCCGGAAUCGCGCACGAAACUGCCGCCGAAGAGAAGAGAGGGACGAGAUAAACGCACAGAGCUGAUGACGACGAUGGCGGUGGAGAAUGGGAUACCGAGUGUUGCGGAGCCGGAGGUGAGGGAGGAGAGGGAGGAGCCGGUGAAGGGGUUUGAGGAUGCGGUUGUGGAGGGGGAGGGGGAGGUGAAUGGGCGGGAAGAGGGGGUGAAUGGACAUGGAGAGGAGGGGGAGACGGUGCUGCCGAAGAGUUUCGCGGAGGUUGUGAUUGAGGGGGCUAAGGAGGGGGCGGACGAGGGGGAGAGUACUGCGACAAAUAGACAGAAGAAGAGUACUGGGGAGACGAAUCGAGGGAAGAAGGGCACUGCUACGAAUGGGGAUAAGAAGGGACGCGCCGACGAGAGGAAUGGCGACAGAAAGGGACGGAGAGAGCAAGCAAACAACGACGACGGAGGCAAAAGCUACGCUGCAGCACUCCUCCAACCCCCCAAACCCACCACCCACCCCCGCCGCUCCAAACCCUCAACCCGCCGCCCCCCCUCCCACCAACACACCCACAGCGCCGAGCUCUACGAAGACACCGAAUUCGAAGACUCGGACAUCUUCACCAACUACCCCUCCACCCGCUCCCCCUCCCACUCCACCGAGCACCUCGUCUCCAUCAAACCCCUCUCUCGCUCUUCCUCCCCCGCGCCCGCCGACGACCCAAACCCAAGACGCACACGCACGCUCACCUCCGGGCGCGAAGCGGGGAAGAACUGGCACGUGUCGAAGAUUCGGUUCGCGCCGCUUAAUAUCCCCUUACAGAGACGGCUGCAGACUGCUAUGGUCUUAGCGCAUACGCUGUGUAUUGCUUUGCUGAUAGGGACGUUUUUGUUCGCCUGCGCGAUUCCGCUGCUGUGGCCGCUGAUUGUGCCGUAUAUGGUGUACGUCAUGUUUUCCAAGGCUGGUUAUAGCGGGGAGCUGAGCAUGCGGUCGCCGCGGUUGAGGGGGAGUAAGUUGUGGUCCCUUUUCGCGGGGUAUUUUCCUGCACGCUUGCAUCGCACGGUGGAGCUGAGCCCGACGAGGAAGUAUAUCUUUGGGUAUCAUCCGCAUGGGAUUAUCAGCCAUGGCGCGUUCGCAGCGUUCGCGACGGAGGCGUUGGGGUUUGCGCAGUUGUUUCCGGGGAUUACGAAUUCGCUCCUUACGCUGGAUAGUAAUUUCCGCAUCCCGUUUUAUAGGGAGUAUAUCCUUGCUCUGGGGCUCGCGAGCGUGAGCAGACAGAGUUGUGAGAAUUUACUUAGUAAGGGGGGCGUGAAUGGGGAGGGGAUGGGGAGGGCGAUUACUAUCGUUGUUGGUGGCGCGAGGGAGUCGCUUGAUGCGAGACCGGGAACGCUGAGGCUGGUGCUGAGGAGGCGGUAUGGGUUCGUCAAGAUGGCUCUCCGCACCGGCGCUGAUCUCGUCCCCGUCCUCGGAUUUGGGGAGAACGAACUGUACGACCAAUUCAGCGUCGAAAACCGCCCCUGGAUCAGACGAGGCCAGGACUUGCUCAAGCGCACCUUAGGUUGGACGCUCCCUUUGUUUCAUGCGAGGGGGGUGUUUAAUUAUGAUGUUGGGCUGGUGCCAUACAGGCGCGCGGUAAAUGUGGUAGUGGGGAGGCCGAUUCCGGUGACGCAGAAUAGGAUGCCGAGUGUGGAGGAGGUGGAGGAGUUGCAUGAGAGGUAUUGUGAUGAGUUGGUGCGGUUGUGGGAGACGUGGAAGGAUGAUUUUGCGAAGGGGAGGGCGGAGGAGAUGAAGAUUGGUGAUUAGGGGGUUGUUAUGAGGAGGGGGAGGUGGGAUUGAGGAUGGAACAUUCCUUGGGAAAAUUGAUGGAGCAGACAUGGAGCGAGUAUUGGGAGCAUGAUUGCUUGGGGAUUUUACUCGAGCAGUUGAUGGACUGAAGGAGAUAGGAGGCUUCAUCUUUCUGUACUCUUUAUUGUUUCUCCUAUUUCUCCCAUCUCAGGGGACGUCUCGCCCUGCGGAUUUCACGGGCAGAAAUAUAUAUGUAGUACAUAAAUUACCAUAUAAUCAUAUGGAACUCGAUAUUUAUAUACCAUA
Molecule: messenger RNA, 5144 nt
Organism: Pseudogymnoascus verrucosus
Lineage: Eukaryota; Fungi; Ascomycota; Leotiomycetes; Thelebolales; Thelebolaceae
Gene: DGA1
Product: diacylglycerol O-acyltransferase 1
Exons: 4
Coding region: 852-4856 (1334 amino acids)
Biological process (GO): triglyceride biosynthetic process
Cellular component (GO): endoplasmic reticulum membrane
Molecular function (GO): diacylglycerol O-acyltransferase activity
Source: RefSeq, a predicted model, not a curated record